CUUUGUCGAGAAACUCGACAUAGCAAAGCCUGCUUGAAUCUACCUGGAACCCUCCUGAAGCCCGUGCUGCGAAAUGCGACCGAGAAGCCGCGAUGACUUUGCGAUCGCGAUUAUCUGCGCCCUCCCUCUCGAGGCGGAAGCGGUCGAAGCCCUGUUCGAUGAAACCUAUGAUCGGCUUGGAAAACAUUACGGCAAACAACGAGGCGACGCGAAUGCAUACAUAAAUGGACGGAUUGGCAAGCAUGACGUGGUCCUGUGUUAUAUGCCUGGAAUGGGCAAGGGCAGUGCAGCUGCCGUUGCCUCCAGUCUGCUAGUCAGCUACCCAAACAUCAAGCUUGCUUUGGUGGUUGGUAUCUGCGGGGGCGCCCCACCGCCCCCCAAAUAUCAGGAGAUAUUCCUCGGUGAUGUGAUCAUCAGUGACUCGGUGAUCGAAUAUGACUUUGGCCGACAGUACCCUGGGGGGUUUCAACGGAAAAGUGACGUUAAGGACACGCUAGGCAGGCCAGGUCGAGAGAUCCGGGCUCUUCUAAAUGGCCUCCGCACCGAGAAUGCUCGCAGGGAUCUUCAGGACCAGACACAGCAAUACCUUCACUCCCUCCAACAAACAGGGGCCAAGUGGUGUCAUCCCCGGGUCCGCGAUAUCCUUUUCCAGGCCUCUUAUCUGCACAAGCAUUCUGAGCAUGCUUCUCCUGCUAGUUGCUCCUGUUCUGGGACUAACGCACCUGACCAAAUCUGCGAAGAGGCAUUAGGAAAGGAGUGCAACGAGCUGGACUGCGACCUAGGUCAACGAGCCCGAUGUCGAGAGAUCUCAGACGCUAGCCGGACUUCUAUAUAUAUUGGACCCGUUGCCUCUGCCGACACAGUGAUGAAGUCUGGACAGCAUCGUGAUCAGAUUGUCACCAAAGAGAAGGUUGUUGGGUUUGAGAUGGAGGGAGCAGGGGUAUGGGACAAUGUCCCAUGCAUUAUCAUCAAAGGGGUCUGUGACUAUGCCGACAGCCACAAGAGCAAGAUGUGGCAGGCAUAUGCAGCAGCGACCGGAGCGUCGGUGGCAAAGGCCUUCUUAGAGUAUUGGAUGCCGGUAAAGUACCAAGAUGCGAGCAAACAUGGCCACCUAAUAAUCCCCUUUGCAAGAAAUUCGCAUUUCGUGGGCCGCCAAAAAGAGAUCCAGGAAGUAGAGGAUUUAAUCUCUGCGCCAGACGGACCGAGAAAGCUUGCUAUUACCGGAUUGGGCGGGGUGGGGAAGACCCAAAUUGCGCUGGAGCUCGCUUACCGCGUUCGCGAUAGAGAGCCUGAAUAUUCAAUCUUCUGGAUCCCGUGCACCAGCUAUGAGGCUGUUGAACAGGCCUUUAUAAGCAUAGCACAACAGGUGGGGCUUCAGGAUGUGGAGCCAGCCGAGGUAAAAGAGCAGCUCCAGGCUUACUUUAUCCAGACCAAUGAGAGGUGGAUUCUUAUUUUCGACAAUGCAGAUGAAAUAGAUAUGUGGAUCAAGGGCAGCCCCCAGGUACCACCACUCAGAAAUAUCAUUCCUCAGAGUGAGAAUGGCCAUGUGCUCUUCACAUCACGCAACCAUCAGCUUGCGUUGAAGCUGGCAGCAGCAAAUAUAGUCUCUAUUCCCGACGUGGGUCAGAAGACUGGCAAGGAGAUCUUCAAGGAGCUACUAGUCCAGAAAGAUCUUCUUCAAGAUGAUUACAUGACAAAUAUACUUCUUAAGCAGCUUGCCUUUCUCCCUCUGGCAAUCAGCCAAGCCGCAGCUUAUAUUAAUCAGAACCGCAUUUCCUUGGCGAGAUACAUGUCACUACUGGGUGAACAGGAGGCAAGCACAAUAGAAAUGCUGAGCGAGGAGUUUGAGGAUGACGGACGCUAUGCAGAGAUCCAGAACCCAGUGGCUAUGACCUGGCUGGUCUCCUUCAUACAAAUCCAACAAAUGAAUCAAAUGGCAGGCGACUAUCUGUCAUUUAUGGCUUGUAUUAACCCACGGGACAUACCAGAGUCGAUUCUGCCGGCCACAUCUUCGGCAAAACAAAAACUGGAAGCAUUAGGUGUUCUUAAAGCAUAUUCAUUUAUCAGCACACAAAUUGAUGACAGCAGUUUUAGUCUUCAUCGACUUGUGCAUCUCGCCACUCGAAACUGGCUUCGGGAAAGAGAGAGCCUUGAGACUUGGGUGGAAAAAGUAGCCGACCAGUUGGACCAGGUGUUUCCGAAUAACAACCAUGACAAUCGACGUGAGUGGAGGGACUACCUACCACAUGCAUUGUAUCUGGCGAACAGCGCAGAAUUCCAGGCACACCAGGACACCUACCAUGACUUCCUAGCAAGAAUGGCAGGCUGCCUGCAGAAUGAUGGCAGGUAUGGUGAGGCAGAGAUCAUAUGUAGAAAUGUCCUUGAAAUGCGGGAACGAGCAUGCGGACUCGAGGAUCCUGAUACUCUGACCAGUGUCAGCCAGCUUGGUUCGGU
This is a messenger RNA of Aspergillus saccharolyticus JOP 1030-1, 2454 nucleotides long. RefSeq names its product Pfs, NB-ARC and TPR domain protein. The record is from RefSeq and is a predicted model, not a curated record. The transcript is spliced from 2 exons. The annotation marks the transcript as partial. Gene Ontology annotation, biological process: nucleoside metabolic process. Lineage: Eukaryota; Fungi; Ascomycota; Eurotiomycetes; Eurotiales; Aspergillaceae. Gene Ontology annotation, molecular function: catalytic activity; ADP binding; protein binding.